AUUCGCGACAAGUUGCUGGUAUGGUUUUGAGAUUAAAAAGUGUUUUGUUGUUAAAGUGUACGAAGAGUGUGUACAGUGGGACUGACACGUGAGGUAAGCAACAGACUCGAAAGUAGUUUCGCGAAGUGCUAUUGCAACCUUCAAAGUGUGAAAGAAGAGUGAUAUAGGUAAGCUGUCAAUGUGCAUCGAUCGAUCCGAGCUGCCGCUGUCAGAGAGGAACACUCCCAGAAUUUUCUGAGGCGGCUUCAUUACGACGCAUUGUAGGGCAACCGAUUCGAAGCGUAUUUAUCAAGAAACCGCAGGAUUCCCUAACUCGAAGGAAUUACUGGUCGUCCACUCAACGAAAAUAUUCGCAUGCCAGUGUGAAAGAAGUCAUAGCCUCCAGGAAUCGCAGCAGCGCCAGAUACAGCAUGCGGUGAAGAGGGCUUUACGCUGAUCCUCUAAAUCUUUACGGUGACGAGUAGUGCCCCUCAUUCUUGUACCUGCGAUUCAUGCAACAUGUAAUGUUGGCAUUACCAAUGCUGACCUGUACCGGCGGCCAGAUAUGAGCAGUGUGGCAGUGCACGACGGACUGGAGUGCGCGGUGGCCCCUGAUCAGAUUACAAAGCUAUUUCCAAAGUGUCGUCCACGUGAUAUCAACCUGAAUCCGGUUUCGACAGCAUCUGCAGGCUUCCAACAACAGGAUGACAGCAAUGAUAACAUGCUCUUGGUGAUGGACACAGCGGGGGCAGUUACUGACUCCCAUCAGGAAAGGUGUUCAGCAACUCUUCCUGAAGACAGUGCUACAGGAAAUGGUACUGUGGAUGGUGUGAAUGGGAUUUCGGUGCCUCUGCAUGUCGUCACAUCUGGCGGAUCAGCAGGUGGCUCGCGAGCUGGCUCUGCAUCUCCGUCAGGUGGUUCCCACUCUGGCUCGGUGUCCGGCUCACAUUCUGGCUCCGUGUCCAGGUCGGGUUCUGCUUCAGAGGAUGGUGAUGGUGAAGCUGACGGGCCUAUGACACCAGCAGCACCGAAUGCCAAUGGUACGGGGGCAUAUCGGCUCAGGGAUUCAAGAAUUAUCGAAAUAGCAGGUGGCCGGGAGGUCUUCUCCCACAGUAGGAGACGCCAGCGUGGCUCUGGUGGCGUCUGGGAGCUGAGACACCCUGUCAGGAAUGGCAGAAGUACAGUACCUAGUGUGGAUGGUGACGAUGGAGACAUGACAGAGACAGUGUUCUCAUCAGAAGUGCGGCGUGUUCGACACAGUCCAGCUGAAGUAGUGGUCUUCGAUGAUAUAGGUGAGAGUUGGCAAGAGCAAGUUGACAAUACGGGUCCAACACUGCACUACUUCCAGAGUCCGUCUCUGACGACAGGAGGGGAAGUAGAUAUUACAGAACGUGAUGGAGGAAACAGGAGUCCUGUAGGUGCAAGAGUGAUUGGUGGUCUGCCAAUUGCUCAGUACGAGGGGUCUCCUCGGCGUUACGGCCCCAGGCAGUCGUCCGUGUCUCGCCAUGGAACACAUUCAGUCAGCUUGCCAAGUGCACAGAGCUUGCUCAAUUCUCCCUCUGUGUAUCCACCUAGGCCUGGCUUCCCACAGAGGGUCCUCACAUCACAGCAGCAACAGGCAUCAUCCCAACAGCCACAGCAGCAACAGUCACCACAACAGCAGCAGCAAGAUGAACAAGAGACAGAAACUGGCAGUAGUGGAGGAGAUGGUACAGGAACAGGAGCCUUCGACUACUUGUACGAGUUUUCUGAAACGCGGAAAGUACUGGAGGAGUUCUUUAAGUGUCCACCAGAAAAUUCUGUGAAUCACACACAACAGCAACAGCAGCAGCAGCAGGCUGCAUCAGACAGUUUCAGAGAGCUGGAGUACGAGUUGAGACGGCAGGCGGCAGGCAGCGCUUAUGUAGGGCAGAGAUUGGCCAAGGAGAGGCCCGACCAAGAGGACAGCCCACGCAGACCGAUGGGUGGCGGCAGUGGCGGUGGCCUCCUCGGCAGUCAGGCAGAUCUUUCUGCAGCGGGUUCGGGUUCAACUGAAGACCUUGGAGACACAGAGGUUGGACUGCAGGUUGGCCACAGCCGGAACUUCACACUUUCUCCAGAGACUACAGAUUGUGAUUCGAACUGUGGUGAUCUCGACAGUGAACUAUCACUUACUCCAGCACCAGAAACCAUUGUAGGACAAGGAUUGGACAGCAGUGGAGAAGGACCAUGUUCCAGUAUCCCUCUUCCGAGGCCUGCAAUGCCUGUAUUAGAGGAUGGGCUGUCAUCUGGUCAUGCCUCUGAUGCUGACAGUGGUACUGGUCCAGGUGGAAGGCAUGGGCCAUCACCGUCACCAUCUGGAAGGUUGCUACCAGGUUCUGCAGUGGCUACUGCUGUUACCUCACCACAGAUGCAGGCUACACCUCCACCACCUGCACCUCAGCCACACCGCUCAAUUGCAGUUCCGGGGGACGUUACAUCUGCGUCAACGAGCACUGGCUCUGCAUCUGGUAGCUCUGGUGGGUCGGCCACUUCUGCAUCGUCAGUAGAAGCGGCAAUCAGGGAUAUCAGGCUCGCCUUGCAGCGCACUAAAACGUUGACACCACCUGAUCCUGUACCUGACGGACCCGAUAGAUCGCCUAGUCCUGUCUGGGUGCCAAGGUCUCGGAAUGGCAAUGGCACAUCAGACCGCUUACGUGGAGCUGACGAGCCUGAUGGCGACGGGGCUGAGGAGGGAGAUGAAGAGGCUGAUACAGAUUUGGAGACAGACAGGCUGUUGGGCCAACAGAGGACCGAUGAUCAUGGUUUUUUUGAUGAUGGAACAACAUGGCGGGGUGCAAAGUCUCGCACAGUGGGUGCGGGUAACAAAACGGCACCGAGCAGAACAACAGUGGCACCUCCGGUAGCGGCAGUGUCUCCACCAUCCCCGGGAGAGUCUUCCAGUUCCACAGUCACACCAGCAGGAGCUACUAGAGGAGACACACAGACUACCACUACGUCCAGAAGCAGAAAGGACAAAGAAUCCAGUAAGAAGAAGAGCCGUAACAAAGAAGCUAUGGUUCAUGAACCGGCAGUGCUCAUUGAGGGUGUCCUGUUCCGUGCCAACUAUCUUGGUUCUACACAACUUGUCUGUGAAGGGCAGCCAACAAAAACUACACGUAUGAACCAGGCUGAGGAAGCAGUUUCUCGCAUAAAGGCUCCUGAGGGGGAGACUCAGCCCAGCACUGAAGUGGAUUUGUUCAUCUCAACAGAGAAGAUAAUGGUGCUAAACACUGAUCUCAAGGAAAUCAUGAUGGACCAUGCACUGCGCACCAUAUCUUACAUAGCAGAUAUUGGUGAUUUGGUGGUGCUAAUGGCAAGACGACGCUUCGUGCCACACGAAGUGGAUGAACCACCGAAGAUAAACCGAACUCCCAAAAUGAUUUGUCAUGUCUUUGAGAGUGAAGAGGCCCAGUUUAUUGCACAGUCAAUUGGACAAGCUUUUCAAGUGGCAUAUAUGGAGUUUCUUAAGGCAAAUGGCAUAGAAGAUCAUAGCUUUGUGAAAGAAAUGGAUUACCAGGAGGUGCUCAAUUCUCAGGAGAUAUUUGGUGAUGAGCUACAGAUGUUUGCAAAGAAAGAGAUGCAGAAAGAGGUGGUGGUACCUAAAGCAAAAGGUGAGAUAUUGGGGGUCGUGAUAGUGGAGUCAGGCUGGGGAUCAAUGCUGCCAACAGUUGUGAUUGCCAACCUUGCACCUGCGGGAGCUGCUGCGCGUUGUGGGCAGCUCAAUAUUGGUGACCAGAUCAUCGCAAUCAAUGGUGUCAGUCUUGUUGGACUACCUCUUUCAACAUGCCAGACAUACAUAAAGAACACCAAGAAUCAGACUGUUGUGAAACUGACUGUAGUGCCCUGUGCUCCUGUUGUUGAAGUCAAGAUCAAGCGGCCAGACACAAAAUACCAGCUUGGCUUCAGUGUGCAGAAUGGGGUGAUAUGCAGUCUUCUUCGUGGUGGCAUAGCAGAAAGAGGCGGUGUUCGUGUGGGGCACCGCAUUAUCGAAAUAAACAACCAGAGUGUGGUUGCAGUACCACAUGAAAAAAUUGUCAACCUGUUGGCAACGUCUGUUGGAGAGAUUCUCAUGAAGACUAUGCCAACGUCAAUGUUCCGUCUCCUGACUGGCCAGGAGACACCUGUAUAUAUUUGAAGGCUUUGAUGUAAGAUACAUUGUCAGUGCCUGAUAUUAAUCCAAAGGAUUGUGUUUUCUAGUCAGAUCCAUAGUUUGUAUGAUCAUCGUCUUUGACAGGAGUAUAUUUUAUUAAACCCAAUCCUAUAUAAUAAUUUUACAGACUGGAAAUUCUUGUCAGAUUUAUUGAACACACAAUGUUACAAUGUUAAAUAUAGUAUUCCCAUCAGUUUAGGACCUGUAUAACUACACUGCUCUGUUCAUCGUUUCUUCUUUUUGCUGUUCAAAGUCAUGCCUCAAAAGCCUUUUUUAUAAUUGCUUCAUGUGUAUUUGAAUGCUGUGCAGCAGAAUUUGUCUUGCUGUUAUUGUAUGUCUUUCCUCCCCUGACUGGUAUGUGUAAGCAGCAGAAGUGCCUGUAUAUGAUUCAUCUGUCUGGACGACCACCAGUUCUGUGAAAUGUAUAAAAGUCACAUUCUAAUGUUUAUAAUGUACUCCUUGCAUUAUGAUGAAGCAGCAGCCUGUGGAAGAGGUGUACUUGAUAAAUGAUGGGGCCAUAAUUAUUGUGUGUGUGAGAUGUGUUAUUUCCUUUGGAAAGAAGGCUGAGUUACCUAUUAGAGAUGUCAGAUUCAGCAGGUUACAGAUUUUGCUAGGCUUUUUGCCUUAUUAUAUUUUCCUACUUUAGAUUGUGAUGAUACUAAACAGUCUAAAUUGUUUUCAUUCUCCAAUUUUAACAGCAAAUGUGACAACUAACUUUUAGGACAAAAAUAUUAGCAUUGAAAUAAAUUUGGACUGAGUGCAAAACACUGACAAACUUAUUAAUGUGGAAUGUAAUUGCAUGCAUGCACUGUUUGUUUGUAGAACUGGAAAACAUGCUAUAAUUGUUAGUUCAUUUGUAAAUGUGGAGAAUAUAUUGUCACUAUGCUGUGAUAGAUGCUUUGCAUCUUUGUCAUCCUUGUAUGAUGGCAGCUUGUCAGAAAAAAUACAAUGUGAAUGGAACUUUACUGUUUAGUGAUAUGGAAAAAACUCUCACAUUGAUGUACACAUCAAGAAAAUUAUUAAAGUGUAAAAUAUA
Schistocerca cancellata (South American locust) is the source of this 5186-nucleotide messenger RNA. RefSeq lists its product as uncharacterized. Gene Ontology annotation, biological process: chemical synaptic transmission. The transcript is spliced from 22 exons. Lineage: Eukaryota; Metazoa; Arthropoda; Insecta; Orthoptera; Acrididae. Gene Ontology annotation, molecular function: protein binding. Gene Ontology annotation, cellular component: dendritic spine; plasma membrane; cytoplasm. The record is from RefSeq and is a predicted model, not a curated record. The coding region runs from base 545 to 4135 and encodes 1196 amino acids.